AUGGAGCUUCUUCGCCUUAAGGAGGCUAUGUCAAACGCUCCACACGCUCAACAGCUCGCUACACAGUUUGCAGCUGAUGCUCAGGAUAUCAGUCACUUGCUACGCGAGUUCAACACGGCCUGUUCCUACAUUCAUCAGGCUCAGAGUCUUUCCGUGCAGCCAAAGAACCCGGAUUUUGAGAGCAUCUGUCUUCAGUUCUCUAGCUUUCUUGAAGAGCUCUCUGGAAUGCAUCGGGCAGAGGCAGAGGAACUGCGCUCAACUCUCUUUCUACCCGCGCACAAACUGCCGAGCCAGCCGGGCUUGCAGUUGGUUGACAACUCAGGCGUCGCAGGAACAGGAGGGGAUGGCGGAGGUGGAGUUACGAGCCUUUUUUUCGCUGACUUGCGAGCCACCCAGCGCCACCGCGAAGCUUGCGAACGCGAGGUGCAUGCUUCUCUCGCCCGCUACAUGCGUCUCACUCGUCGCUGUGCACCUAAGGAACAUGAUGAUGUAGUACUCGAACUUUCACGUCGCCGUCGAAUGUUCCAGCAAGCAGCAGUCAUCUACCAUGCGCGUCUCAACGCAGCGCACUUUGAGCGUGAGAUGAUACCUCUCAAUGCCUUCUUCGGUUUUCUCACAACAUUGCGCAUUCACUGUAAAAAAAUAGCCGAGGUAGUGGAACAGCCCUCGCUGGUUGAAUUCGCUGAGGUCAUCAAAUCUCAGUUCGAUUGCCGACAGGUGCAGUCUACACAAGCGACCGAAGAGUUUCUAAACACUCUCACCAGCAUUCAAAGUCAGUCAUUGGCUCUCUUCGCACCUGAGCCACUCUUUGCAAAAUCAGAUAAGUCUUAUCUGCGUACACCAGAAGCGAAUCUUCUCUCUAAAAGUGGUUACCUCUACAUGCGAGUGAAGAAGACGUUUGGUUUUGAUUGGAAUGAAGUUUACUGCUUUACCCAGGGUGGGAAUCUCCUAUGCCAACAGAAGGGAGAUCUAGGUGCAGGUGUUCUGGUUAAUCUGAAUGGAAAGGGUGUCUUCGCAGAACCAGUGGAUAUCGACGAUCGAAGGUACACCUUCCAGAUAGUCUCCGCAGCUGAGAAGCGAACUGUUGUUCUUCAAGCCGAGAACUCAACAGAUCGCGAUGAGUGGAUUCACACCAUCUCAAAUGUCAUCAUAAACACAAGCAGUUGGACUGCUCAAGGUCAACCGCCUCCGGAACCGAAGCCAGUGGAUCCAUUACCUUUCGUGCUGGUGCCGCGAUCGCAGAUCUCCCUGGAGGCGAGUCAAGGAAGCGCAGAUGAGGAGGACGAUAUGGAGCGAGCAUUGCGGGCCUCGCUUUCCUGCACUGCGUGGAUCGCACAGGCACCUCCAGUCUGCCUCGAACUUACUCCUAUCGACUCUUCUGCUAUCUCAAUCACUGCAGCUGAUGCUGAGCACUACUCAGGUGCCGAAUCGGAGGUAGCGCUUACCUUUAUCGGUAGCAUGCCACUACCCCGAUUCCUCGUUAAUCAGGUUUCGGUGGGGGAAGUGGCGAGUCAUGUACUAUCCAAACGAGUAACGAGUGAAACAUCAACCGGACAAGCUUGUACGGCCCGAUUUACACCGGAUGCCAUCUUCCUACUCUCCUACGCUUCCUCCCCUCCCACCAUCCUCGAUCACUUCAAACUCUCCCAAAUUGUCCACUGCACUGAAGUGAAGGUUGAUUCCGCCAAACCCGGCUCGCGCUACCUCCUUCUGCUAACCCCUGAUUCAAAAGCUCCGCAACAGAGUGAUCAGAUCUCUGGUGAUAUGCUGUUGUGCCACUUCUUCGAGGCAACCAAUCCAGCUGAGUUUGCCGAACGGAUCCUCAAUCUCCAGUUGACACGUUUGGCUGCUCUCAACGAGGGAGGUGAUUCACCCGAAAAGACCAUCAUCAUGGAGAACAUUACAAGUUUUUCUGAUUGGAAUUCACCCGUCACCGAGGAACAAUCUCCGCCCCAGGGUGGGUUGUCCUCUGCCCCAAAGUGGCCUCACUUUUUCUAG
Molecule: messenger RNA, 1998 nt
Organism: Hydatigera taeniaeformis
Lineage: Eukaryota; Metazoa; Platyhelminthes; Cestoda; Cyclophyllidea; Taeniidae
Source: the annotation of a GenBank genome assembly